CUGCUUAGCCCUGGAGCAAGUCCCUACUCUGUCUAGAUUAAGCUUUCCUUUUGAAGGAAAAUCUUUAUUUAAUGCUUAUUUAAGAUGAAGACUAGGCUUAAUCCUCGUUUGGGAAACUGACUCCUAGAGUUUACACUUGGUGAACAUACCCUUAAAGCUCUUGAAGCUUGCUGCUGAUUGGACGUUUUUUGAAGUGGUGUAGUCUGGUGCUGAUCUAAGGUGUGUUUUAUGAGAACAUUUACGAGAACAAAAAGAUGUCAACACUGAUCAUCUGCAGCAGCACCUCAACCACACGAAGAGGGUGUGAGAGGAGUGAGUUUCAGUGAGAGAGAGAGAGAGAGAGAGAGAGAGAGAGGAAGAGAGAGUGUGAGAAAGGAACAGAGGAAGAGAGAGUGUGAGAAAGGAAGAGAGAGAGAGCACUGCGGAGCACUGCGGAGGACAGGUGGCAGUUCAGGAGGCGAUGGAGGUGCUGGUUCUGGUGGUCUGGGCUGGCUGGGCUCUAUCAUUGUCAGAUGGUUUUAACAUGGACGUCACAGAUCCAGAGAUCUUCUCCGGGAGUCAGAAGGAUUUCUUUGGUUACCAGGUUCUUCAAUAUCAGUCAGAUUCACACAAACAAAUUCUCGUUAGCGCUCCGUUAACCUCAAACCAGUCAGGAGCAGUGUACAGCUGUGCAGUAAAUACAGUUAACUGCACUCAACUGAACCGGCAAGAUUCUGAGGAUGCCCGGUUCUUUGGGAUGUCCUUGGCAGCGAGCUCCACCCCUUCUCCAGUCCUGACCAGCUGCAGUCCCAGUGUUACUCGAGACUGUGAUGGAAACUCAUAUCUGAGCGGAAUCUGCUACAAUUUUAACAGCAAACUGCAAACCACCAGCAAGAACAACAUUGGCGUUCAAGAGUGCACAAAAGGUCCGGUUAACCUGGUCUUCCUAUUCGACGGCUCCUCCAGCAUGAAGUCAUCUGAUUUUAACUUGAAUAAAAAGUUCAUAUGGGAUAUUAUUACACAACUUCAAAACUCCACCAUUACGUUUGCUGCCGUUCAGUUUUCUGGGGAUCAUCGCACUGUUUUCACCUUUAAAGACUACAUGGAGAAAACGGCUAAGCAGAAGCUGGAUAACGAGCAGCACAUGCAGCAUCUCACCAACACCCACCGAGCCAUCGACUACGUCCUAGUCAGUCAUUUCAAUAAUGUGUCCAGUGGGGCAGAUCCCGAUGCUACGAAGGCUCUGGUCAUCAUCACAGAUGGAACUCCAACUGAUUUUAACACUCAAAAUGUUAUAAAGAGAUGUGAAGAUCAGCGUAUCUUACGCUUUGUUAUCGGGGUGGGGAAUCUAAAUUUAAACAACCUCAAGGUUUUUGCCUCAGAUCCCAAAGACAAAAACACAUUCAUGAUUCAGGAUUACGGAGGACUGGAUGGACUUCUCUUCAACCUGCAAAAUAAGAUCUACACUAUUGAAGGUGGGGUUUUAAACAGGAAACGGACGAAGGAGUUAUCUCAAAGUGGAUUCAGCGCUGUUUACAUCGAGGAAACUCUGGUCUUGGGUGCUGUUGGAUCAAAUGACUGGCGUGGAUCACUGUACGAAGUUCUGGGAUCUGGAACCGGAGCCACGGAGGAGGAGAUCAAAGACCCCGGGAUGGAUAAUGACUUGUACAUGGAUUCAUACCUGGGUUACUCUGUAGUGGGGGGGCAGAGGGGAGGAGUUUCACUUUUGUUUUCUGGGGCUCCGAGAGCCAAUCACACGGGUCGGGUGAUUUUCUUCAUAAAGCAUAAAGAGACCUGGAGUGUUCAAACCAGCAUCACUGGAGAACAGGUCGGCUCGUAUUUCGGAGCAUCUCUGUGUUUGCUGGACGUUGACGUUGAUGGUGCUGCAGACUUUCUUGUGAUUGGAGCUCCUCAGUACUACCAGGCUCAGCCCCAGAGCGAGGGCAGGAUGUACGUCUACAGAAUCACAGAUCAGAUGAUGCUGGAGGAGGUGCAGAAGGUGUCUGAGAACGUUCUGGGUCAGUUUGCAGCUUCUGUAACAUCUGUAGCAGAUCUGAAUGGAGACGAGCUGCAGGAUGUGGCUGUUGGAGCUCCGCUGGAGGACGACGGUAGAGGAGCCGUCUACAUUUACCUCGGUAACCAAUCACAGGGCGUACGUCCCAAAUACAGCCAGAGAAUUCUGGCUCGGACCAUCUCUGAAGAGCUGAAGCAGUUCGGUGUGGCGAUCGACGGAUCCAUGGACCUGAAUGAAGACAGACUGACAGACCUGGUCGUAGGAGCGAGAGGAACCAUGAUACUGCUAAAGGCUCGACCAGUUCUGUCUGUUUCUGCUCAGCUCAGUUACUCCCCCUCUGAAAUUAACCUGGAUCAUUUUGACUGUGGGAUUAAACCUGAAAAGUUCAUACCGGUUAUGACUCUGGAGAUCUGCUUCAGUGUGACUGAGAACACCCACAGCACAGGGGGGGUCAGCGGUGGUCUGAACGUGUCGUUCGAGCUCAAUGCCGACGCCGUGAGAGGCGGGAGUCGAGCGUUUUUUGAGUUGGACGAUAAAAACUCCAGGAGUGUCCUGAGGUCCGUGCUACUGAGCUCAAACCAGCACUGUUCCAACCAAACGCUGUACAUGAAGAGCUGUGUGAGGGAUACGCUGUUACCUGUGUUCAUUCGGCUGAAUUUCUCUCAGUCUGAAGACCAAACGCUCGGAUCCACAGCCGUCCUGAACAUCGAUAGCAGAACCCAGGCUACUGUGGAGGUUCCCUUCCAGAGGAACUGCCAGAGCAACACCAGCUGUGUAGCAGAUCUACAGCUCGACUUCAGCUUCACGAACAGCACGCUGCUGGUGGUGGAUCAGGCGUAUUUCAUCAUUAAUGUAACUCUACUGAAUAAAGGAGACGAUUCCUUCAACACCACCGUGGUGCUUCACUACCCCCCCGGACUCUCGCUCUCCAUGUCUGAGAUCGUCAAGGCCACUAGGAGGACUUUGAUCAGUUGUGGAGAUCGAGAUGAUGGUGCGCUGGAUAAAACAACCUGUAGUAUCAGUCUACCAGUCUACCGUAAAGGCACAAGUGCAACAUUCCAGGCUAAGUUUCGGAUCUCUAGAUUCUAUGAGUGGAACGAGACGAUGGAGAUGACCAUUGUGGCGAGAAGUGAAAAUAACGGUAACUUCACUGACGGAAUCGUGAAAAAGUCUCUGCCGGUUCAGUUUGCCGUUGACGUGGCCAUCAUCCUCGUUCCUGAGUCUUCUGUAACCUAUCUGAACUUCUCUCUGGAAGACAAAGGUCCAAAAAAAGUUAUUCUGACCUACAAGGUGAGUAAUCUGGGGCUGAAGGGUCUACCUGUAUCUGUGAACUUCAUGAUGCCGUCUCAGAUCAGCCAGAACUUCAGUCUAAAGGAGCACAAAGUGUUACAGAACAAUACAAAAUGUGAGAUCAAAGAGGAGAAGAACUUGGACUCGUGUCCAGGGCAGAUGAGCUGUGUAAGGGUGGACUGUCAUUCCUUUGAUCUGGAUGCAGGUUCUUCUGUUGAGUUUGAGCUGGAAGCUCAGCUGACCUUCCUGAACCCUCAGCUCUACACAGGGAGAUGGUCUUUCCAUGAGUUUGGUUUGGAGGAGAAGUUCUCCAGCUCUGCUCAGCUGAUCUUUAACAGAAACAGAUUUAAUCAGAUAUCCAGCAGUCCAGAGGAUGAUGGUUCCAGAUUCCACAGGGUAAAGGUCAGUGUUAAGGCAGAGCUGGUCAUUCCUCCGGACAUGUAUUUGAUCGUGAGCUCCGGAGGGUUCGCCGGGCUCCUCCUCCUCAUCUUAUUCAUCCUGCUUCUGUGGAAGUGUGGGUUCUUUAAGAGGAAGCGUCCGGAUGAUCAGGGUGAGAUGUAUGGAGAUCUGGAAACAAGUGAAAAAGCAGAACUUCAGCCAAAAGAUCAGGAGGAGGAGAUUCAGCCCCUCACUGAAACCCAGAAUCAGAAACCCCAGGAACAGUAAGAGGAACCAGGAACCACCUUCACCAGAGCUUCACCCUCCAUCAGCACCUUCUUCACCCCUCACCGACAUCAUAUACAUAUGCACAGAAAUUUACAUAUAGAAAUAAACCAUAUACAGAUAUAUAUAUAUAUAUAGUGGAGCAGGUGCUGAUGGAGGGUUAAGACUUUAAGAAAUUUAUGUUUUUAAUAUUUUUUUGUAUUUAAUUUACUUUAUUUCUUAGAAUUUAUAUUACUAUAAGUCUCAUCUCUUCUGUUACCAUGAUUUUCAUCAUUAUUCUGUAUUCUGUAUUAUAUAUGGUAUAUAUAUAUAUAUAUAUAUACACUCACUGAGCAGUUCAUUAGGAACACUGGGAAACACCUCCACCAGCUGGUGCACAAAAAUGUUCCUAAUAAACUGCUCAGUACAUCUGUUUAUUUUUAAUGUAUUUUUCUUUGUAUGUUUUGUGAACUUAUUAAUUUGAUAAAAGAAUAAAGUGAAAUAAACAU
Molecule: messenger RNA, 4434 nt
Organism: Astyanax mexicanus (Mexican tetra)
Lineage: Eukaryota; Metazoa; Chordata; Actinopteri; Characiformes; Acestrorhamphidae
Product: integrin alpha-X-like
Exons: 31
Coding region: 461-3949 (1162 amino acids)
Biological process (GO): cell adhesion mediated by integrin; cell-matrix adhesion; integrin-mediated signaling pathway
Cellular component (GO): external side of plasma membrane; integrin complex
Molecular function (GO): integrin binding
Source: RefSeq, a predicted model, not a curated record